CUAACAGAAGGAACAGGAACAAACAAUAUUAAAGGCAUCAUAGCAAAGUUUCCGACACCAGAUGACAUAUGCUUGAGUGAUGACAGCUUCUCAAAGAUGAAAAACCUUCGACUUUUCAUCAAUGUGAAUGCACGAUUUUAUGGCGAUCACGUGGAUUAUCUAUCUAAUGAGUUGAGGUUUCUUCAUUGGCCUGGUUGUCCUCUACAAACUUUACCAUCUACUUUCAAUCCAAGGAAACUUGUUGAACUUUAUAUGCCUUGUAGCCGCUUGUCACAACUUGGGGAGGGAUUCAAGCGUUUGCAAAAUUUGACGUCCAUGAAUUUUAGGAGCUGUGAACUCCUAACAAAAACCCCAAAUAUCUCUGGAAUUCCAAACUUACAGUCCUUGAAUCUAGACUACUGCAGAAGUUUAGUUGAGGUUCAUCCUUCUGUUGGAUUUCAUGAUAAGCUUGUGGACUUGAGUCUUAUGUGUUGCCAUAACCUCACACUAUUUCCAAUAAUCAAGUCAAAAUCUCUAGAAGUUCUCAAUCUUCAAUUUUGCAGAAGACUGGAGACUUUCCCUGAUAUUGGGGGAAAGAUGGAUUCCUUACGUUACAUGUUUCUACAUGGUAGUGGCAUCAAAGAAUUGCCAGCGUCAAUUGUAUAUCUCAUCAAUCUUGAGUUAUUACACCUAAGCAGUUGUGAAAAUCUUACGAAUCUGCCACCCAGCAUUUAUGAGUUGGAACAUUUAAACCGCAUUUGUCUCCGAAGAAGUCGAAAGCUUGUUACAUUUCCAAAUAAAGUGAAGUCUGAAGAUUAUGUGUCUACAUUGAGCGAACUUGAUCUAACACUAUGUGAUUUCCUUGUAAGUAUUCCCAAAUGCAUUACGAAAUUUGUCAAUAUGCGGUAUCUUUACUUGCAUGGCUGCAAGAGGCUUAGAGAUAUUCCGGAACUUCCACCAAAAAUAGUAAAGUUAGAUGCAAGUGAUUGCGUAUCAUUGGAAAGGUUUUCAUCAUUGUCCAACAUUCUGAAGGGUAAAGAAGACUCACAAAUGAUUAAGUUGGUGGACUUGUGUAAUUGCCACAGACUCUGCGGCAAUCUGGCUUGUGACCUCAGAAAGAAGCAAAACAUUUUAGCAAAGGAGCAGAUCACUAUCUUCUUUGAUCACCUUCUGUCUUCGCAGAAACAUGGAUUUCAGGUUGUAUUUCCAGCAAGUUUUGAAGCUCUCUCGACGUUGUUCAGCUGUCAUAAGUAUGUGAAGGAGCGUGAUGAAGCAUGUGAAUUUUUGAUUGAAAUCCCUCCAAACUUCAAAUGCCAGAACCAAGGAUUGGCUCUAUACGCUGCUGGUGAAAACCCGCAAAACAAAAGACCACGUUACAAUGGUUUUGUAACAAAAAUUUCCGUGAAUCAACCAGGAGUGGAACCUUAUUUUACUGCGUCCGAUUUCAGAAAGAACGGGUCAGGUCAUGGUAUAGGGUCAGGUCAUGUGUGGCUGUGCUAUAUUCGAUUCAGCGAAAUGUUUUACCGGGAUGAUCAGAUUACCUGGCCGCGGUCGCCUUUUGCGUGUCGAGUUAAUUUUCUGAAUUUGACACUAGAUUCGCUGUGUUUAAAAAGCUUCGGGGUCCACCUGGUAAUGACACAGGAUGAUGAAGACUUGUCUAUAUUUACGGAAGAUGGUGAGUCUGAAUCCGAUGACUUGGAAGAUGCUAAUGAGAGGUUUGAUGGAGAUAAUUGUAUUGAUCUAUGUGAAGAUGAGCAAGACUCGGAACAUGACUACUUCAGCUGUGAAGAUAAUGAAGAUGGCUACUUUUACUGA
Molecule: messenger RNA, 1794 nt
Organism: Prunus persica (peach)
Lineage: Eukaryota; Viridiplantae; Streptophyta; Magnoliopsida; Rosales; Rosaceae
Product: disease resistance-like protein CSA1
Exons: 3
Coding region: 97-1794 (565 amino acids)
Biological process (GO): defense response
Source: RefSeq, a predicted model, not a curated record